AUGCUCGAGUCGGCUCACCAUCAGGUCCAGCAGAGGUCAGUCAAAAUUUUCAGUAGUAAAAAUUGAAGCUGGUUUUUCGUUGAAGGGUUUUUUUUAGUUUCAAGAUGUAGUUCGAAAAAGUUUUUCUCUUUUCUCGGAAUUUUUUUCUUUUUCCUAUUUGUUUGUACCUCUCGAACCAAUUCGAUAAAAUAGAUAUCAGUGAUAAUCAGUGAACUAGCUCCGUUCAGUACGAAAGAUAUAUUACUUAUCUAUCUUUGUGUGUGACGGCUAGGGAUUUUUGAUGUCGACGUUUCCCAUUACCGAAAUUUCUCAAAUCCCUUUGGUUAAGUCGCGGAGGGGAUCGAACUUGGCACCCUGUAAAUCGCAGACAAGCAUACAACCUGUUGCGGCCCACCAAAAAAAAAAAACGUUGAAAAUUAACAAUGAAUGGGUUUUGAGGAGCCUUCCGGGUUAUGCGCUCGAACAUCCGGCGUCAAAGAUCCGCGCCGCACUCCACCGCCACGUCGAUGGCCGCCUUCUUUCAGGUUUUUUUCUUUUUAUUUAGGAAAAAAAGUCCUGUUGGAAGUUAUAAUUUUCGUAGAAGUAGAAUGAUAGAAAAUGAUAAAAAUCAGUCAAAAAGGCUCCAGAGUCACAGUCACACUGCUUGAGACUUGAAUCACUAACUUUAUUAGACUGUUGCUUCUUUUCUGUUUAUUCAUAAUUCUUCAUGUUUUAAGAAACAGAUCCAAAAGUUCUUGUCGAUUUAUUUUAUCUGAAAUUGAACAUUUUGUGUUUUUACAUCUAACUUCUCAAGCCUUGAACUUCUCUCUAUUGAAAAAUGACUUUUAUUGGUUCAAAAAUUCUAGCUAUUGAAGUUUAGGCUUGUAAAACUCGGAGAAUUUGAAAACUUCAGAGUAUUCUCGAGCUGGAGAGCAUUAUUCUCAUUGCUCUCGUUGGAAUUUUUUUCUCAGUUUUGUUAAUCAAUUUGAAAUGUGAGAUUUAAGAUUCCAUAAGCUGGGUUAGUGGUCUGACUUUUGGGAUUUUUUUUGCAGAACUUUGAUCUUUUUUUCGUUUCGAAAAAGCUUGGUCAUUCUCAACCCAUUUUUAAGGUUGCGGCGGCGACCUGGAAGUCGUGCACCCGCUGGAGCUGGAACGAUCCCAGCACACCGGGCUCCCAGUCAGAGUCGCUUCCAUCGGCGUCUUCGGCUCCUCCGACGUCGUCAAGGGCAUCGUCAAGGUCGAAGGGACCAGUCAGUCGGACUUUCCCCUCCUUGGAUCGUUUUCCGUUUGAGAACACGUCGUCGUGCACGGAGACAGUCUUUUGGCGGUGGUGCAGGACUUGGAGAUGGUGGAGAGUUCCUCGUUGUCCGGUGGCAGGCUGCUCGAGCUCCCCGGCAGGAUUGUCACUGUCAUCGCCGAGAAGCAUUCCAAGUCGGAGGUUCGUUUUGUUAUCAUCUUCUGUAAAGACUUUCGGAGCUUUCCUUAAUCGAUUUACGGAAGAAAUCAAAUUUUUUCAAAAUUAUUUUUGCUUUUCAAAGGUAUAUGACGAGAAAAAAAGUUUUAAAGUUUUUUUUUUGCUUUUCCACCUGACCAUUUGACUCAUCUCUGAAGUUUUUUGUUUUGAUAAUUGCAAAUUUCCAGUUGCUGAUUUGCAUCCUCCUGGACAACGGACUCUACCACUAUUCGUUCUGCGCACAAACUUCACAGCACUUUCAAUGUGUACAGGCCUUCAAGUGCACGUUAGCCCUCCAGAAGCCCUUCCGAAGAUCAUGAAGAGAAUCUUCAGAAGGCAAAUAACGAGCGGGCUUCUGUGGCGAGACGGCGGUCUUCUCCACGUCGCCUACUACGACGGAUUCGUCCGCGUUGGCAUCAUCCAUGAAGAGUACGACGAUAUGCUCCUUGUCAAGGUAUUGAUCAACGUCUUCUUCUCACUCUGAUGGCGAAAUCUUCAGAAAAUCUCAGCCAACAAGAACAACCUGCUGGUUCUUGUGAACGUCGUAACGGAAGAGCUGGAGCGGAUCGAGAAGAUCGAAGCUCAGGAGAAAGCGCGACGGGUCGAGAUGACGGACAAGUCCAAGGAGAUCAUGGACAAGAUCGGCGCCACCGAGGAGCUCGACGAGGCCAACAACACCUAUUCCGACUUCUCUCAACUCAAAGUCUCCUUCAAAAAUCAUUCGGUGAGUUGAUGAUCGAUCAAAAGAUCCUUGAAAAUAAAAAUAAAGCAGUACCUAAAAGCUUAAUAAAAAGAAGUAGUAUGCAAGGUACUCUCUGCUCUGAAAAAAAUCUCUCUUUUUUUAAAAAUUUUUUUCGAUCAAGUUUUUGCACAAAAAGUUUUAAAUCUUUUUAUUUUUUUAACCACAUACUUUUCGCUAUACUUGCUAUGGAAUUUCGCAAAGAAAAAAAAAUCAUAUCAACCGCUGAAUGUUUUUAGAAAAACUUCAAAGAGGGUUCAAUUGCUCAAAAAGCGGUGAGAAUAAUCGCGUCAUCGAAAAAAAUGUUGCCUCUGGAGAUUUUUCAUAGUUUUUCUCAUUCUCAACGAUGAUUAUGUGAGAGGCACAGCUCCUUUUUCUUAAUUUUGAUCUCCUCCCUUAUUUCACAACCAUAUUUUAUGAAAGAAACCUUUCAGAUUCGUUGCGAGCGGGUCUCGCAACGACUUUUCUGUCUUCGCAAACUUCUCGUAGUGAUCAACGAGGCGAUGGAAGCGGAACACUUCCUCGAAUCUUCCAUUCGUGCGUUGGAAGACGAACUAGAAAAGCUGGAUUCGCUGAGGAUCCUCUGCGAGGAAUGCGCCGAGACCAACAACGAGGAGCUCAUGAGCAAGAGCUGGAUCGCCUUGGAACAGCGGUCUUUCUGAAAUGUCUGAGACAGAUUUUAUUUUCGCUUUCAGACAAUUCGCAGUCCAAGACUUGUUGAAAAAGGCGAGCCAAAGCAACGCCGCUCGACACACCGCCGAGUGGGAGAAGAAUGUGAGAUUUUCGUGGAAAACUCAGAUAAUCUUUUUUUUUAUUUUCACUUAGUUAUAAUAGUUUAUUUGUUCUAUUUUUCAAGAUAAAACUAUUUAUAAAUAAUGACCAAGAGAAUGGAGUUUUGAGGUAUCAGAAAAUGUUGUACAGUUAACCAGAAGGAUUUUUUUCAUGAAAAUCUUGGAUCGGAAUAUUUAUUCAGUUCAUACUGAAAGGAUCAAUAAAGGAUGUAAACAUUAAAUUACGGAAAUUAUAUUUCAGAUCGACUCAAUUAUCGAGCAGUUGAACGGCCGAGCCGAUUCUCCAAAAGACAUGAGACUCACAAUUUCGCAGAAUAUUUUUGAACAUCGUGGUGAUAAAAAGGUUUUUUUUUUAAAUUUCAGGCGUUCUUUUCAACUGUAGGCUUCUAAGAAACGGUAGAGUGUUGACAUCAAAAUGGAGAAAAUUUAAAACUGAGCUUUGAAAUUUUUGCUUUUUUGUUAUACGUGAUUUUUCGGACAUUAAUCGGUUUUGUCAUUGCUCACCAAUUUUUAUUUUUCGAAAAUAUUCAGGACAUCUUCACACACUUUGUCCUUGAUACAAACGCCAGAGAACUGACGCUCUACUGCCUGUCCGGAUUGACGACCCUCGCCGUUUAUCCGAGAAAGGGGAAAAGGUUUUUUUCUAUCUUACAGACGUAGAUAAUUUUUUUUGUGUGAAGAAUGAAAGUUUUUUGGUUUUUUUUGAAAAUUUUUUUCUGAAAUACUCUUAACGGUCAAAAAAGCGAAAAUUUCUUUAAGUUACGGUAAGUCGAAACUUUGUUUUACAGAUAUGAAGGUUAGCUUUAUUUUUUUGAAGCCCUGGCUCAAUUUUUUUUUUGAGUGGAAUGGCCAGGGAUAUGGUUCAACAAAAAAAAAAACAGAUUUUUUCCUCUUUCUAAUUUUAAAAAAACUUGAUUUACCUCGGACUUCAGUAACGCACCCUGAACGUUUCUGAGCUUUUGUAGUGAACUCUCAAAGUUCUGAUUUUUUAAAAGUGAUCUCUAGGAGGCUCAGGAACGUCCGGCGUCCGUCCGGUUCGUGCUACUGAAAUAUUGCAAAAAUAGGCGAAAUCUUCCUCACCCCCGGCUCGAAAAAUCGACCGCCAAUAAUCAAUUAAAAGUUUUUCUGAACGUUUUGUAGCUUCACUUAUUUCCUCAAUACUUGUUCGUGUUUCUUCUCAUCGUUCCCAAUUCCAAGAAUCGCCUCGAUAAGCCUGGACGCUUCUUACGCGACGAAGCUGACGGCGGCCUGUUCGAUGCUCUCCGUUGAAGGCGUCUACGUGGCCGACGACGUCAACGUCUUCCCCAUCUACUUCUACCGGUUAGUCGGGAAUAUAUUUAUCGUGAAUUACUUUUCUGUUUCAAUGUGAUCUUCAGAAAACGUUCGUCCAAAGGGUUCGUGUCUUGUCGGUCUUCCUAUGUGUUUGUUUCGUCUUUUCUUGUCCAAGACUGAUAACGUUUUUUUGUGUUUUUUUCAAUUUCGAAAUCUUUUCACUAAUGAACUUUUCUGCAUGUUUUUGUUGACUCCUUAUUCUCUGCCAGCUUUUCAAAAGGUUUUCCAGUUUUUUCGUUAACAGGUUUCCAUCUGGAAGUUUUUUUUUGCUCCAAAUUUUUGAAAAGCUAGUAGUGAAAUAACUAUGAGUUUUCUUUACUCUGCCAAUAAUUAUGAAUUUUCCAGUGAAAAACGGUAUCUCGACGCGGGAAAUCCGUUGCAAGUUCCUGCCUUCGAUCAUAUAACUUCUCUUCUCGUUGAAUGUGAUGGAAUGGUUGGUUUUUAUGACAGUUACCCGAAAACUUCUGUGGUAGGAAGUCCUAGGUAUAAGUUGCUACGGGUAUUGAGGAAGAACACGUCGAAAAUGUAUGGAAAACGUUCAAAAUUUGACUUUCUCUGGAUCCUUAAGCAAAUGGCAUGAAUGCCUCUAUUAUAAGCAACCAAGAAAGUAACUUUCCUGUUCAAAACCCCAAGAAAUCUGUUUCUGAGCGAUGUCUUCAAAUAUAAAAAAGAGUUUUCAGGUCCUUGGAAGCGUAACCGGCGGCCUUUUGCACAUAUCAUUCGACUACGCCUCCAAAUAUGAACAUUUCAUUGUGGCCAGGUUUUUUUCAGCUAAGCUCAACUGAUAAACUCUAAAAAGUUGUUCAGUAGUGUCCUGGCCCAGCCACUUUCCAACGGACCAAUGGAAUGUGUGAAAAUUCUGCCGGCCGGUGAUACAACUCUCGUUUUGCACUCGACUCCAACGGAAGUCGUCGUUUCGGAACGAGACCACAGUGCGUUGUUUGAAAAAAAAUAGCAGCCUUCAAAAACUGACACACUUUUUUGAAAGUUUCGUUUUUUCUGCGCCAGUAAAAUUCUUUCUUGAGCUAUCUCGCGCUCUCUUUUUUUUCUAUUAUCUUGUUCAUUUUUUCAGAAUGCUCUUUUGAAAAUCAGUCAAUUCUUCAAUUUUUUUUCGCGGAAAAUAAGAUCAAACUACUUCGAUCAAUAAAAGGCCUAUUACUCCUCAAAAAUUAUUGAAAGCUUAUGAACAGAUUGAAAGAUCGUCCACAAAACAAGAAUUUUGCAGCGGACCGAUGGCACCGCGUGACGAGCCACACUGGUGGAGCUCACAGCAUAGUCACCACUCCGUUUUGUCUCCAACAACGAGGCGCUUUUGCUGUCGUUGCCAGCAAAACCUACGUCCGAAUCAAGGCGCUCCAAUACGCCGAAGGUUCUUUUUUGUUGCUUUUUUGGUUUUCCCUGCGAUGACAAACGCAAAGAUGAAUAAUAUUGGGUUUAAAAAAGUUUUGAGCACUAAUUUUUUCUCAAAAAUUCUUGGGCAAGUACAUCCUACCUCAAUAAGUUCAGGAGAAGGUGUUGACCGGAUAUUUUGAGUAAAAUUAAUACAACGUUUUCCGUAUUUCCAAAAAAAAAAAAAAAUUUACCAGGGGACGUUUUUUUCACCCCAAAAAAACAUUUCUCGCAAUAGAUCUUGUUUUUCUAAAAAACGUUCCCUAGGGAGCCGAAAUCAAAUCUUUUUUUUGUAAUUUUUGUUGAAUAAAAAAAGUCAGACUAUCUGGGUCAUAGUGAGAGAAAGACAGUUUUUUUAUAAUAAUUUUUUUACAUUUUUGCGCCUAGAUGUAGUGGCUGUAACAUGUUUCAAUUAGUUUUUUUUGCAAGAGGCAAAUUUUCGAGUCGCCCUCCGCCGUCAAUUUUUGAUUUCGAAACGGUUACAAUACAGUCUCAAUCUAUUGCUCAAACGGACUGUAAAGUCUAAAAGCCAGUGACGCAUCAUUUCAUCAUCACAGACAUCCAUUAGAGCGAACCAAAACAUAAAAGCCCGUCUGCCAUCUUUCCUUUCCACCCACACAAAAGAAAAAAAAAUGUCUGGAAAAGAAAUGUUGUUCCUACAAAUUGGUCCAGUGGAUUUUUUUUUAAUUCUGAUUUUUCCCGUUCUGUGUACAACGAGAAAAAAAAAUUAGAGAAAAAGUUCACAGAAAUAGCCUAAAUUUCGACCAGUAGCAUUGGAAUUGGCUUCAAAAAAGGCAUUUUAAUGUUCCGAUAAAACUUUUGAUGUCUAUCUCCAUAAAUGUUGGUUAAAAGCAAAUUUAAAUUGUUCUUUUAAGUCCGACUUUUUAUAAGAUUACUCGUGAAGCUUUCGAUUAGAGUUUUUGACGUCAGAACAGUGAUAACCAAGCAAACAGAUAUUAAAAAUAAUUCAUAAUUGCUCUCUUAUUUCCAAAAAGAAGUUGAUUAUUUGUUGAAAGUUUCACAAAAGUUUGGGUGACUCAGUUUUUUCGAUCCACCUCGCAGUUUUGGUAGAUCAAGUCACGAAGCUUCAAAGACUUUUGUGGUGGAAAAGUGGGAAGAUCGAGAUGUUGUGCUGGGGAGAACUCGCAUUGAUCAUGGCAGCUGUCCCGAGGGCAAAAACUCUGCGUCAGUGCUUCGACUUUUUAUACGCAGUUUUUGCGGUUUUGUAACCAUGCAGCUGUUUUUUGCGACCCCAACACGAUGUUUCUCGACAUUUCCUCUUCUUGGAAUGUUCGACUUUUUUUGCGGCCAACUGUUCCGAUGAUGUAUCCGGUCACGGGAUUUGACAGUUGGUUUCUUCGUGUUGCCCGGUCAAAUCUUCAAAAGACCAUGAUCUCUUGAGGUCUGAAGCAACUGCGAAAAUCGAAAAAUAUUAUGUAUAAAGUAUAGGGCAGACAGACUCAAGCAUAUAAGUUUUGAUAGCUGAUCGAAAGAAUCAUAACCAAAAUAUGGCAUGAAAAAGAUGAAAAGAAUCUGAUCUUUUCCUCUUCGUUCAGCUCUUAUUGUCGCCUAUCACAUUUCAGAAACGCUGAUUGGGCUUCACGAUCUAGGAGAAUCUCGUGUCGAAGACGAGUCUGGAACCCAAGUCGAGGUUUUUGACCUGCCAAAAGUUUUAUGAGAGGAAAAUCAUUCUCCAGGUCCUGAAUGUAAGUCUGGACCCUUCGAUGGAAUUCCGACAACUUCCCUGCAAACUCCGUUACGCUGUAGGCUUUUCCGACAAAGCCAUUAGGUCGGUUGGAAAAAAAACAAAUGGAAGAAAAUAUCUAUGUCAGAACUUAUGUUGCUCUGCUCACGGGCCAUCACGAAUUCGUCGUCGCCGAGAAAUUCAUCGCACAAAUCGAACCACUCUACAGUGUUCAGCAGGUUGCGAGGGGAAAAUAUAUCUGGUUCAAAAAUAACUUUGAGAUGGUCUGUUUUCACGGACGUCCCAUGGGCUGCUAUGCGACCUGCUCGAAAACGUUGCAAGUUUGGAACGAUUUGGACAGACAUCAGCAGAAAAAGUUGAAAAGCGAGAGGAUGCAGCUAGUUAAGGUACAUAUGGAGUUUCAAUAAAAAUUCUAUUUCUUCAAAAUAGGAAAAGCUUUUCCAGGAUAUUUUUAAACCAUCCUUUGCUACUUGAAAAUAUUGUUUCUCUCAGCGCCCUCCUCAUCUUUAGGCGACCCUCUCAUUUUACAGCGCUGUUUUCAUGUUUCGCUGACCUCGCCGGUGAGGGAACAGAGAGGCGCAGAAACGCGAAAAUUUUCACGUCGCGGCCAACGGACUUGAGUAGUUUUAUUUUUUCUAUAAGUGGUUAAAAUCCAAAUACGGCAAAAAAUAUGAUUUAUAGCUUUGCGCUUGACUAAAGAAUGUUCUCGCACGCGAGUAGUUUUGUUUUGCCGAAUGAAAUCGAUUUUUUUUUUCAGUUGAACUCAGCUGUGAGCUCAAUCGAAAGAGCCGAAGCGGGCUCCUGUUAUCUGCUCGUCGGAUUCCAGGACGACCGAGUUUCGGUCUUCGAAGAAAAACCACGAGGAAGUGGAACGAUUGAACUUCUUGGCAACGUCGAACCUUGGCAUCAAGGAUUGGGCGAUCGAGCCGUUCAGUGUACGUUUUGACAUCUCUAGCGGAUGAGAGAAAAGUGUGAUUCUAGUAGGCCAUCCCUCCUGACUUGGAAGGCGAUGUGAGUAGAUUGGCAAGGGCGAAGCGCUGCGUUUGCGACUCAUUUUUUGCGUUUUACGUGGAUAUAUCCCGCCAAACGGCCGCUUCGCACACGCAACGCUUCACCCUUGCCAAAUCACCAAUAUCGCUUCACAAGUCGGAGAGGACUGGAAGAAUUUCAUUUUGCCGCCCGUUCCACUGGUCAUUAAAAAGAUCUUUUUGAGUUGAUUGAUCCUUCAAAUCCUGUCAGAAUCUAGGGGUUGAUUGCGUAUAAAAAUGUACCAUUUCUCUUGCAUUUUUCAAGGACUUUUUCCAUUUCUAGGAUCUUGAACCAUAGGUCUCAAAAAAAUUUCUGAAUGAAGCGGUUUCAGGCCUGCGCACCCGAACGACGUCUUCUUCCAUCGGAGAUCGACUUUUCAUUCAUUCUCUAACCCCAUCUUCAAUCAUCCUUCACACAGUUCUCAUCGCUUCUUCUAAAAUUAUUCAUGUAAUGAUUUUUAAUGAAAUGAAAUGUUAACCAUGAGAAGCUUUUCAGCAACAGUUUGUCAUGGCGGUUGAACAUUCAAUGUGCUCUGCGCGUGGCUUCGAACUUCUCCCAUUCAAGUAACAUUUUGUCUUUUUUUUUUGGAUCAAUAUUGUUUUCAGGCAUUUCGAAUUUGUGGUCUUUGGUAACGGCGCAUCCGUGGAAAGACUGUCAAAUGAACAGAAGAAAAUUAUAGACGAGUUCAGGGAUUUCGAAUUUUGA
Caenorhabditis auriculariae is the source of this 9122-nucleotide messenger RNA. NCBI's taxonomy places the organism in Eukaryota, Metazoa, Nematoda, Chromadorea, Rhabditida, Rhabditidae. The record is from the annotation of a GenBank genome assembly.